This is a messenger RNA of Cotesia congregata, 634 nucleotides long. NCBI's taxonomy places the organism in Eukaryota, Metazoa, Arthropoda, Insecta, Hymenoptera, Braconidae. The record is from the annotation of a GenBank genome assembly.
AUGAGCGUCGAGGAUGUUAUCAAUUAUAAGCGGAGCGACGAUGAAGAUUUUUACGCCCUUCUUGGGUGUGACGAGUCUGCGACGGUCGAACAAAUAACAGCUGAGUAUAAAGUACUUGCACUUCAGUACCAUCCAGAUAAGAACGAGGGCAACAAGGAAGCUGAGGAAAAGUUUCAGCAGCUCAAGAAUGCCAAAGAGAUACUUUGCGACCAAGAAAAAAGAAGCAACUACGAUAAAUGGCGACACAGCGGAGUCCAGGUCAGCUAUAAGCAGUGGGUUGGGAUGAAAGAGCAUGUCCACCAGUCGAUGCACUGGAGUACACCAAAGACGAAAGACCGAAUGUUGCCCGACGGAAGCGGCGCCGGCGGAUCUCCAGGACACGUAAGAGGUCAGCCAGCAAACGCACACAGACGGGCCUCCGAAGGGGGUGCUAAUAUUCACUACGGGGCUCGUCGCGAUCUCAACUGGGACUCCCAGGCGUCCAGCGAAGUCGUUAACAAGUUCCGUAACUACGAGAUUUAAAGAGGUAGUGGCUAAAACUACAGCAAUUACAAACAAGACAACAACUGUAACUAUACACAAGGGAGUAACAAGUAAAGGCGAGCGAUUUAAUUGUUUCCCACAUCAGACCUAA